GAUAAAAAAAGUACAAAUUAAUUGUUUUUUAAGUUCAUAAAAGCACCCAAAUUAAGGCGGGGGCUAAAUUGAAUUGGAAAUAACCUAAUAAAAAACCUAACUGUGGUUAAGUCCAAGUCUAAUGAAGUUAGGCAAAAUACGGAGCAAAUACCAUUUUGUACGUGGACUCUCUCUCUCUCUCUCUCUCUCUCUCUCUCUCUCUCUCUCUCUCUCUUCAUUCUCUUAUAUAAAAACAGGACAUGCGCCAUUUCAUCAACUCAUAUUCCUUCCAUCUGCUCUCUGCGAACAUCUAUACACACACAGAUAGAUACAUCUGCAGAUUUAGUAAGAGAGAAACUCCAUUUAGAGAGAGAGAGAGAGAGAGAGAGAGAGAGAGUUAGCGAAGUACAUUAUACUGUUGAAGCAUCAAUGGCGGUUUCUCUGAGGAUUAUUGCUCUCUGUGCAUUUCUGACUGCGAUGAUGUUUGCCGUGAGAUCAGAAAGCACUGGUGACGAAAGUACGCACGUGAAAAGCUUGAGGAACUCAACAAUGGCGGACAGGUUAGAUGAAAGCGGUGAGCUUAAGCAUGAACAUGCAGAAGAUGAUCCAGAAGCUAUCGCUGCCAUGGUUGAAUCGAAUAUUCGGAACAGUACGGAGAGAAGGAAGCUGGGGUUCUUGUCAUGCGGAACCGGAAACCCCAUAGACGACUGCUGGCGGUGCGAUCGCAACUGGAUCCGCAACCGCAAGCGGCUGGCGGACUGCGCCAUCGGAUUCGGCCGUAACGCCGUCGGCGGCAGAGACGGCCGUUACUACGUGGUGACCGACCCAAGCGACGACGACGCCGUGAACCCCCGGCCGGGGACACUCCGGCACGCGGUGAUCCAGGACCGGCCGCUGUGGAUCGUGUUCAAGCGCGACAUGGUCAUAACCCUAAAGCAGGAGCUGAUUAUGAACAGCUUCAAGACGAUCGACGGCCGCGGCGCCAACGUCCACAUCGCCAACGGCGCGUGCAUCACGAUCCAGUACGUGACGAACGUCAUCGUCCACGGCCUACACAUCCACGACUGCAAGCCGACGGGGAACGCCAUGGUGCGGAGCUCGCCGUCGCACUACGGGUGGAGGACCAUGGCCGACGGCGACGGGAUCUCGAUUUUUGGGGCGAGUCAUGUUUGGAUUGACCACAAUUCGCUCUCCGGCUGCUCCGAUGGCCUGAUUGAUGCCAUCAUGGGAUCAACCGCCAUCACCAUCUCCAACAAUUACUUCACUCAACACAAUGAGGUUAUGCUAUUGGGGCACAGCGAUUCGAACACGAGAGACAAGGUGAUGCAGGUGACUGUUGCCUACAACCAUUUCGGAGAAGGCUUAACCCAGAGAAUGCCUAGGUGCAGACAUGGGUAUUUCCAUGUGGUAAACAAUGACUACACUUCUUGGGAGAUGUAUGCUAUUGGUGGUAGUGCUAAUCCCACCAUUAACAGCCAGGGCAACAGAUUUCUUGCCUCCAACAACCAGUUUACUAAAGAGGUAACAAAGAGAAUAGUGAAUUCAGAUGAUAACCAAUGGAAGGAAUGGAACUGGAGAUCAGAGGGUGAUCUUCUUCUAAACGGGGCCUACUUCACCCCAUCGGGCGGUGGUGCUUCCGCCAGCUAUGCGAGAGCGUCAAGUCUUGCCGCCAAACCUUCUUCGUUGGUUUCGACUCUUACCUCUGAUGCUGGUGUACUAAACUGCCGCAAAGGUGUCCAAUGCUAAUAAAAAAAAAAAGGUCUUUAUUAUUAUUAUAUAUAGCAUUAUAGUAAAAUCUAUAGCCAUUUUUACUCUCGAUUCGAUCAACCUCGGCCUGCUUCAAAGUCUUUUGAGCCCGGCACAGAAGCGUUGUUCCUGUUAUUUCAUUUGUUCCUUCAAUCAUCCCAUUAUUUGUUCAUGUUAAUCAUUGUCGGUAGUUCAAAGUGGUAAAUUCUUGUAAGUUUGAAGAGUUGUUGUCUGUAAUGUAAUUAGAGUUUGUCAUGUUGUUUGUAAAAUUUUGCCAGUUAUAAAUAAUAUAUAUAUACUUCCAUUCUCAUGACU
Molecule: messenger RNA, 2040 nt
Organism: Erythranthe guttata (spotted monkey flower)
Lineage: Eukaryota; Viridiplantae; Streptophyta; Magnoliopsida; Lamiales; Phrymaceae
Product: putative pectate lyase 8
Molecular function (GO): pectate lyase activity
Source: RefSeq, a predicted model, not a curated record